Messenger RNA from Euleptes europaea (tarantolino), 1247 nucleotides. It is a transcript of the gene RAB3IL1, whose product is annotated as RAB3A interacting protein like 1. Gene Ontology annotation, biological process: exocytosis. NCBI's taxonomy places the organism in Eukaryota, Metazoa, Chordata, Lepidosauria, Squamata, Sphaerodactylidae. The transcript has 10 exons. Bases 43 to 1224 code for a protein of 393 amino acids. The record is from RefSeq and is a predicted model, not a curated record. Gene Ontology annotation, cellular component: Golgi to plasma membrane transport vesicle. Gene Ontology annotation, molecular function: guanyl-nucleotide exchange factor activity.
AAGCAGCCAGUCGUGAGACAAUGGAAGCCACUUGCCUCAGCCAUGAGAGAACAGGAGCUGCACCAGCCAGAGCCUCCUGCUCAGGACUGCGGCAGUGGGGAUGAGAACCAGUCCGUGGCUCAACUCAACGUCUCCCGCUUGCGCAGUUCCUCUGUGGAGAUCCGUGAGAAGGGCUCAGAGUUCCUGAAAGAGGAGCUUCACAGAGCUCAGAAGGAGCUGAAGUUGAAAGAUGAAGAAUGUGAAAGACUUUCCAAAGUGAGAGAACAGUUGGAGCAAGAACUGGAAGAGUUAACAGCAAGUUUAUUUGAGGAGGCACAUAAGAUGGUCCGGGAAGCAAAUACCAAACAGGCAGCAUCAGAGAAACAGCUGAGGGAAGCACGAGGGAAAAUUGACAUGCUGCAGGCAGAGGUGACAGCCUUGAAGACUCUGGUGAUAACAUCCACCCCUUCCUCUCCAAACCGGGAGCUGCACCCCCAGCUCCAAAGCCCCUCGAAAACAGCCUUCAGGAAAGGGCAUGGGCGCAACAAAAGCACCAGCAGCACUGUUGUCACGGCCACAAGCCAGGGCACACCUUCAGAGCCAGCCGGCAGUGAGUUCAAAGAGUCUGGGGUGCCCACUCUGCUCUCCCUGCUUCUCUGUAUCGUCCCUGCGAAGGCUAUCCACAUCACCUAUGAGCCAGGCUGGCAGUCCCUGGCAACAGACUCUUCCUUCUCUUCUGCUCCUUCAUGGCAGGUGGAUUCCAUCUUGUUUGCAGAAUUCCAGGCUUGGAAGGAGUCUCCGUCUUUGGAUAAAUCAUGUCCCUUUCUUGAGAGGAUAUAUCAGGAAGAUGUGGGGCCUUGUCUGGACUUCACCAAACGUGAGCUGUCAGAGUUGGUUCAGGCAGCCGUGGAGCAGAACACACUCACCAUUGAACCAGCGGCUGUCCAGGCUCUCCCUGUGGUGAAGGUGUCAGCCAUUGAGUGUGGUGGACCAAAGAAAUGUGCUCUGAGUGGCCUUUCCCGAGCAUGCAGACAUCGCAUCAAACUGGGGGACUCCGGGAAUUAUUACUACAUUUCUCCUUCCUGCAGGGCCAGGAUUACAGCAGUUUGCAACUUCUUCACCUACGUUCGCUAUAUCCAGCAGGGACUGGUAAGACAGGAUGCGGAAUUGAUGUACUGGGAAAUCAUGCGGCUCAGGAAAGAAAUGUCGCUUGCCAAGCUGGGGUUCUAUUCCAGUGAGAUGUAGCUUGGUACUGCCAGUCAUAAAGG